CCUAUAUCCGGUGUCCGCCCGCCCUCGAUCCCGCCGCUGCCGCGAUGCUGUCCCGCUCCCGCUGCGUGUCCCGGGCGUUCAGCCGCUCGCUUGCUGCCUUUCAGAAGGGGAACUGCCCUCUAGGGAGACGUUCCCUGCCUGGAGUCUCCUUAUGUCAGGGACCCAGUUACCCUGACAGCAGGAAGAUUGUCUUUAACAACAGUAGUGUCGUCAGUGUUCGUUUCUUCCAAACCACGGCUGUGUGCAAGGAUGAUGUGAUUACAGUCCAAACCCCAGCGUUUGCAGAAUCUGUCACAGAGGGAGAUGUCAGGUGGGAGAAAGCUGUUGGAGACACGGUAGCAGAAGAUGAAGUGGUUUGUGAGAUUGAAACUGACAAGACAUCUGUGCAGGUUCCGUCACCAGCACAUGGCGUGAUUGAAGCUCUUUUGGUACCUGAUGGGGGAAAAGUUGAAGGAGGCACUCCUCUUUUCACACUCAGGAAAACUGGUGCUGCUCCUGCUAAGGCCAAGCCAGCCGAAGCCCCCAAACCAGAGCCUGCAGCACCAGCAGGUCCUCCUCCCCCUGCAGCACCUAUACCCACUCAGAUGCCACCGGUGCCCUCACCCUCACAACCUCCUUCCAGCAAACCAGUGUCUGCAAUAAAGCCCACUGCUGCCCCUCCAGUAGCCGAGCCAGGACUUGCCAAAGGUCUGCGUACUGAACAUCGGGAAAAAAUGAACAGGAUGCGGCAGCGCAUCGCUCAGCGUCUGAAGGAGGCCCAGAAUACAUGUGCAAUGCUAACCACUUUCAAUGAAGUUGACAUGAGUAACAUCCAAGAGAUGAGAGCUCGGCACAAAGAUGCUUUCCUGAAGAAACAUAACCUCAAGCUAGGCUUCAUGUCAGCAUUUGUGAAGGCCUCAGCCUUUGCCUUGCAGGAGCAGCCUGUUGUAAAUGCAGUGAUUGAUGAUGCAACCAAAGAGGUGGUGUAUAGGGAUUAUAUUGAUAUCAGUGUUGCGGUGGCCACCCCACGGGGUCUUGUGGUUCCUGUCAUCAGGAAUGUGGAAACCAUGAACUACGCAGAUAUUGAGCGGACCAUCAGUGAACUGGGCGAGAAGGCCCGAAAGAAUGAACUUGCCAUUGAAGAUAUGGAUGGUGGUACUUUCACCAUUAGCAAUGGAGGUGUUUUUGGCUCACUCUUUGGAACUCCCAUUAUCAACCCCCCUCAGUCUGCCAUCCUGGGUAUGCACGCCAUCUUUGACAGGCCGGUGGCUAUAGGAGGCAAGGUGGAGGUGCGGCCUAUGAUGUAUGUAGCCCUGACCUAUGAUCACCGGCUGAUUGAUGGCAGAGAGGCUGUGACUUUCCUCCGCAAAAUCAAAGCAGCAGUAGAGGAUCCCAGAGUCCUCCUUCUGGACCUUUAGAAGGAACCCAUAUGCCCUACCAAUUGAUCAUGCAGGAACUGAAAACCAGUCUUCUCCCUGUCCCCAUGUGAGUCCCAGGUUAGCCUGGUAACAGGCAGGCACAUGCUGUUGGCCUCAAGCAAGGAAGCCAGGGCACUAUGUAACCAGCAGUCACAGGUCUUUCUUGAUGUUUCUAUCAGGCUCUCUCCCUCUCUGUCUCCCUCUCUCACCUUCUAAUAUCUUAAUGUCAUGGGCGUGAGAGUGAGAGCAAGAGAGAGCCUUGAUGGAUACUCAUUAAUGUUCUUGCCUUUCUUCCAGCCCUCUGCAAAGACAAUUGUGUUUCUCCCCAGUGCCAGUGAACUAUAGGGAAACCACCGGGGACCACAUAAUUGAGUUUCUAUCUUUGGAAAGUGUUCUCCAGGGAUGCCUAGAGGGGUGCUGUGCCUCCCAAGCUCAAAGCAGCCUCUGUCCCAGCCGUGCACUCUCUUGAUGCCCCUGCGUUGAGGCACUGAGCACAGGCACAGAGGUGCUGCUUUGCUGCUUCAACGCACCAUCGUUCUCAGCUGUCAGUGACUUCAAGAUGCCUCUUCUACCUCUUCCAGGAAGCACAGGCCAGGAGAUCUUCAAGUAGGGGAGAGUCCAAAGUCCCCUGAGGUGACAUGUUGUCAUCACAGAUGGGAGUAGAGCCCUGGCCUGCCCUCAUACCUUAUCGUAGGUUCACACGAGACUCAUUUUGGCAUAAUUACACACAGCGGUGGUCAUGCCAACCCUCUGUAGGUUGCUAGGAACCAUUCUAGGACAUUUUCAUUUAGAGCGGAUUCUAGUGCAUCAUGGCAGCGGGACAGAGCCUGAUAAGAGGACUGGCUCUGAUUGGCUCAGGGUGAUGAGCUUUUAAAUUUAAGGUGGUCUAAACAUGUGGACUGAGAAGGCCAUUCUCCCUGGGCUGUGGUCUGUGGGGAGUUGUGCCUUUGCUUCAGGACAUAGAUCUAGGGGAGAGGCUCAAGCCUCAAGGGGCCAGUAUUUGGUGUUGAACUAGAGAGGACAUCAGCUGAGGUACUGCCCUUUGAGUCUGGGCACAAUCAUUGGAAUUCUUGAAGCAUGGUAAAAUGUCAGUAACUAGUCCUGAAAGCUGCCAGGCUUCAAGCCCUUGUAUCCACCUGCACUGAGGCCUGAGACUGCUGACACGGGGCCAUUAGUUAGUGCAGAGAGCCCUUUUUAUCUUGAGCCAAGAGAAAAGGCUAGGGGGAGGGGGGAAGGGCCAGUAAUGAGUGCCUGCAGCAUCUGCUACUCUGUCUUCUCCAUUCAGAACUUGUAACUACAAUAUUUAAAGAGACUGAUUUUGAAUGAAAAUUAAAGGGCAAAUAUUCUCAAACGGG
Messenger RNA from Jaculus jaculus (lesser Egyptian jerboa), 2752 nucleotides. RefSeq names its product dihydrolipoamide S-succinyltransferase (gene Dlst). Gene Ontology annotation, molecular function: dihydrolipoyllysine-residue succinyltransferase activity. Gene Ontology annotation, cellular component: oxoglutarate dehydrogenase complex. Gene Ontology annotation, biological process: tricarboxylic acid cycle. Lineage: Eukaryota; Metazoa; Chordata; Mammalia; Rodentia; Dipodidae. The record is from RefSeq and is a predicted model, not a curated record. The transcript has 15 exons. The coding region runs from base 45 to 1397 and encodes 450 amino acids.